GGAAAAAACACGCUUUUCACGUUUUGUGUCAGGACUCAGGAUCGAGGUGGAGGAGGGGCCUCGGCGACUCUUUGCCCCACUUCACUGACGCAUAGAACAGAAGGCUUUAUUAGAAGAACAUCGUCAUCCCUGAACCCUUGCACAAAGGCACAAAGGCACAAGGAAGGCACAAGGCACAAAGGCAAAAAGGGCUUUUGCGUUAGUAAAGAGAGAAAGAUAGAUAAAUAUUAAUUGGCAGUGGAAUGGAUGAGAUGAGAAUUGAGAAUUAGAGGUAAUUAAGAAUCCAGCUCUUAUCCUACCCUAGUAUCAGAUUUCUUUGGUUUUUGGGUUUUCUUCCUUUUUUUUCUCAAUUUCUUUCCAAAUUAUAGAUAGACUCAUAUCCAAUCACACCGUUAUCAUCUCCCUUGCUUGCCCUUGCUUGCUGGGUGUGGUCCAGUGGUGUGGUGUGACGAGGGCAAUUUUUCACCGACGACUAACUAGAUUACUAUAGUUUUUAAUCAAUCAACAGUACAAGUCCUAGUAGAUGAGAGACUGAGAGAGAUUUUUUAUAUAGAAGAAAUCGGUUGCUUGCGUGUUUUGAGACUUGAGUAGAGCGGAAUUAUCUCUAUAUAUAUAUAUGUAUAAAGCAACUAGAGCAAAUAAAUAUAAAUGAGCCAUGUCGAUACCCAAGGAGCCGGAGCAGGUGAUGAAGCUAAGAGGAGGAUCAGUACUGGGCAAGAAGACCAUUCUCAAGAGCGACCACUUCCCAGGCUGCCAGAACAAACGCUUGUCUCCCCAGAUCGAUGGCGCUCCCAAUUACCGUCAGGCUGAUUCGCUACAUGUUCACGGUGUUGCCAUUCCAACAGUCGAUGGAAUCCAGAAUGUUCUUAACCAUAUUGGAGCUCAACAAAUUGAUGGGAAGCGAACACAAGUUCUUUGGAUUAACCUCCGCGAGGAGCCGGUGGUCUAUAUUAAUGGGCGCCCUUUUGUUUUGCGUGACGUGGAGAGGCCCUUUUCCAACCUUGAGUAUACGGGAAUUAACAGGGCUAGGCUUGAACAAAUGGAAGCCCGAUUAAAAGAAGAUAUUUUAAUUGAAGCUGCAAGAUAUGGGAAUAAGAUCCUUGUCACUGACGAACUACCAGAUGGUCAGAUGGUGGAUCAAUGGGAACCAGUGUCACGGGAUUCUGUGACGACACCGCUAGAGGUUUACGAGGAAUUGCAAGUACAAGGAUACCUUGUUGACUAUGAACGUGUCCCUAUAACUGAUGAAAAAUCACCCAAGGAGCUGGAUUUUGAUAUUUUGGUUCAUAAAAUUUCUCAAGCUGAUAUAAAUGCAGAAAUAAUUUUUAACUGCCAAAUGGGACGUGGGCGAACUACAACAGGAAUGGUGAUAGCAACUUUGAUAUACCUCAACCGUAUAGGAGCUUCCGGUAUUCCGAGAACCAAUUCAAUCGGGAAAGUUUCUGACUCCAGUGCAAUUGUCACUGACAAUUUUCCAAACUCAGAAGAUGCGAUUCGUAGAGGAGAAUAUGCAGUCAUAAGAAGCUUGAUUCGAGUAUUAGAGGGUGGUGUUGAAGGCAAAAGACAAGUGGAUAAAGUUAUUGACAAGUGCGCCUCUAUGCAGAACUUACGUGAAGCAAUUGCCACUUAUCGCAAUAGUAUUCUGCGCCAACCAGAUGAGAUGAAAAGGGAGGCGUCACUUUCAUUUUUCGUGGAGUAUUUGGAACGAUACUACUUUCUUAUAUGCUUUGCCGUGUACAUUCAUUCAGAGAGAGCAGCCCUCCGCUCUAGUUCCAUUGGUUAUAGCAGUUUUGCUGACUGGAUGAAAGCUAGGCCAGAACUGUAUAGCAUUAUUCGCAGGUUGCUGAGAAGAGAUCCAAUGGGUGCACUUGGAUAUGCAAGUUUGAAACCAUCUUUAAAGAAGAUUGCUGAAUCUGCUGAUGGCCGGCCUUAUGAGAUGGGUGUAGUUGCGGCCUUGAGAAAGGGCGAGGUUCUUGGUAGCCAAACAGUUUUGAAAAGUGACCACUGUCCUGGUUGUCAAAACCAAAAUUUACCAGAAGGAGUGGAUGGUGCCCCUAAUUUUCGGGAGGUCCCUGGAUUUCCAGUUUAUGGAGUCGCAAAUCCAACAAUUGAUGGUAUACGGUCUGUCAUCCAAAAGAUUUGUAGCUCCAAAGAUGGUCGACCAGUUUUUUGGCAUAAUAUGAGAGAAGAACCUGUGAUUUACAUCAAUGGAAAACCGUUUGUACUCCGUGAGGUUGAACGACCAUACAAAAAUAUGCUUGAAUACACGGGUAUCGAUCGUGAGAGAGUGGAGAGGAUGGAAGCUCGACUGAAAGAAGAUAUACUGCGAGAAGCUGAGCGUUAUGGGGGUGCUAUAAUGGUUAUUCAUGAAACAGAUGAUGGGCAAAUAUUUGAUGCUUGGGAACAUGUAAAUUCUGAGGCUAUUCAGACCCCACUUGAGGUUUUUAAAGGUUUGGAGACAGAUGGUUUUCCCAUAAAGUAUGCGCGUGUGCCCAUCACUGAUGGUAAAGCUCCCAAAAGUUCUGACUUUGACACGUUGGCUAUUAAUAUUGCUUCUGCAUCCAAGGACACUGCUUUUGUUUUCAAUUGCCAGAUGGGCAGAGGAAGGACAACCACAGGUACUGUAAUUGCUUGCCUUUUGAAACUUCGAAUUGACCACGGGAGACCUAUCAAAAUCCUGGCUGACAAUAUUACCCUCGAAGAGGUGGAUGGUGGUAGCUCAAGUGGUGAAGAAUCAGGAGGUAAUAGUGCUGCAUCAACCUCCAGUGUUACAGCUGUAAGAAAUGAAAAGGAUCAAGGCCGUGUAUUUGGCAUGAAUGACAUCCUCUUGUUGUGGAAAAUAACAAGAUUAUUUGAUAAUGGGGUGCAAGCCGUUCUGCAAUAUAGAAAGGUAUUCAAUCAACAACAUGUUGAGCCAAGGGUAAGGAGGGUGGCAUUGAAUCGUGGUGCUGAGUACUUGGAGCGCUACUUUCGUUUAAUUGCUUUUGCAGCAUACUUAGGAAGUGAAGCAUUUGAUGGAUUUUGUGGGCAAGGAGAAUCUAGGAUGACAUUUAAGAAUUGGUUGCAUCAGAGACCAGAAGUUCAAGCAAUGAAAUGGAGCAUAAGAUUAAGGCCUGGACGAUUUUUUACUGUCCCUGAGGAGUUGAGAGCACCGUAUGAGUCUCAACAUGGAGAUGCUGUCAUGGAGGCUAUUGUCAAGACCCGUAGUGGUUCUGUUUUGGGGAAAGGAUCUAUACUUAAAAUGUAUUUCUUUCCAGGUCAGAGGACUUCUAGCCACAUACAAAUUCAUGGUGCACCACAUGUUUAUAAGGUGGAUGGAUAUCCUGUGUACAGCAUGGCUACGCCAACAAUUCCUGGUGCCAAAGAGAUGCUAGCAUAUUUAGGUGCCAAGCCCAAAGCAGAAGGAUCUGCUGCUCAGAAAGUGAUUUUAACUGAUCUGAGAGAAGAAGCAGUUGUUUACAUUAAUGGCACACCAUUUGUCUUACGGGAGCUAAACAAACCUGUUGAUACACUCAAGCAUGUGGGAAUCACAGGCCCAGUGGUGGAACACAUGGAAGCACGACUAAAAGAAGAUAUACUAUCUGAGGUCAGACGGUCUGGUGGCCGUAUGCUUUUACAUCGUGAAGAAUAUAGCCCGGCAUUGAAUCAGUCCAGCGUCAUUGGAUACUUGGAAAAUAUCUUUGCAGAUGAUGUGAAGACACCAGCUGAAGUAUAUGCUGCUCUGAAAGAUGAGGGUUAUAAUAUUACAUAUAGAAGAAUACCAUUAACUAGAGAAAGAGAGGCUUUAGCUUCUGAUGUGGAUGCAAUUCAAUACUGUAUAGAUGACUCUGCAGGGUGUUACCUUUUUGUAUCACACACGGGGUUUGGAGGAGUUGCAUAUGCAAUGGCUAUUGUUUGUAUUAGAUUUGGUGCAGAAGCUGACUUUGUAUCGAAGGACCCACAACUACUGUUUAGAACGAAUCCAUCAUAUACAACUGAAGAGGACUUGCCUUCUCGAGCUUCUGAUGAAGAAGUUCGUAGGAUGGGUGACUACCGAGACAUACUAAGCCUUACGAGAGUUCUUGUGUAUGGUCCCAAGAGCAAAGCAGAUGUUGACGUAGUUAUUGAAAGGUGUGCAGGGGCAGGGCAUCUACGAGACGAUAUUCUUUAUUAUAGUAAGGAACUCGAGAAGUUCCCUGACGAUGAUGAUGAGCAUCAAGCAUACCUCAUGGACAUGGGUAUCAAAGCAUUAAGGCGGUACUUUUUCCUUAUCACAUUUAGGUCUUACCUCUACUGCACUUCUGCAGCUGAGAUAAAAUUCGCAUCAUGGAUGGAUGCAAGGCCUGAACUAGGACAUUUAUGUAAUAACCUUAGGAUCGAUAAAUGAUCUCAUUAGCAAUGCUUGUAAAAUAAAUUUAUGUACAGUUGGCAAUACGUUGCCAGUUAUGGUUUUCUCUCCCUCUCUCCCAAUGUAAAAGAAAAAGAAAACUCCUACAGUGGAAAAAAAUCAGGUCAUGUCUUAUCAUCUGAAUUAGUUCUUUU
Molecule: messenger RNA, 4521 nt
Organism: Prunus mume (Japanese apricot)
Lineage: Eukaryota; Viridiplantae; Streptophyta; Magnoliopsida; Rosales; Rosaceae
Product: metal ion-binding protein
Source: RefSeq, a predicted model, not a curated record